CUCGCGGGAAUUGGAGGCGUCUUGUCCGCAAGGCUUCUCAGAAGGCAAUAAGGCCCCAAAGGAGGGAAACGUUGCGCGCACCGCCAGGCCUCCGCUGCGCGGGAGGAGGCCGUGUAGCUCCAGAAGGCGGGCUGCCUCCGCCAGCCUGGCCUGGAGCUCCGCCCCGUACGUGGCCAAGUCCCGUAUCGUCGCCUCCGCCUGCUCCGCCUGCCGCGCCGCGAAGCCUCGCAGCUGCCGGCACUCGAGGUCCUUGGCCUCGAACUCCUGCUGUAGCUCCGUGAGCUCCCUCUGCUGGCGCGCGUCCGCGCGUGGGUCCGCGGCGUCCGGCGCCGCAAAGCUCGGCGCAGCGGCGGGCCCAGCAGCUCGGCCGCGGUGCGACAGGCGCUCGGCCAGCCUCAGGUUCUCUUCCGCCAGGGCCUCCAGCUCCUGUUGGGAGGAUCUCAGGAGGGCCCUGCACUGCGACGCUUGCGCUUGCUCCUCCUGUACCUGCCGCCGCAGGUCCUGGACGAGGGUUCUGCCUCCCUCGAAUGGUGUUCCUGUCGUUGGAGAAAGACUCGAAGCUCUGAGCGUGCUGCACCGACGCCUCCACGAGCCUCUCUGUCAGGAAGUAGUUCUCGUCCCGCAGCAGCUCGACGCUACUCGUGGCCUGUCUCUGCGCCCGCACUUCGGCGAGGCGUCUCUGCAGGCUGCGAACCUCGCUCGCGAACGCGACGUUCUCGGCCUCCGGUCGGGGUGAACGAACUGUCUCCUGCAUUGUCGUCGUCGCCGCACGCGCCGCGGCCGCGGACUCGACUCCGCCGGGCGCCCGUGCGCGGGCACCCAUUCGAGGGCCAGCAGGCGAGCGCCGGCCAGCGAGCGCCGAACAGCUGCCGCGAGCCGCACGAGCUCUUGGGCGCAGCACGGCCGAGGCAGGCAUCGCGGUACAGAGAAGCUGCUACGGGGGGGCACGGGGCCUCCUGAGAAGGGUCCAGAGGCUUCUCGGAAGCCUUCUCGAUAGCAAAAGGGGGGGGCUGCUGAGAAAGCGCCCACCUUCUCAGACACAUCCCCUCCGCCUUCCUAGGAGUGCCGCGCGCGUCGCGCCGCGUUCCCCUGCGCGCGCCGCCAAGAGGACGAGAACAAGAGGAGGGCGAGGAGGCGGAGGAGGAGGAGGAGGACGAAGAGGAAACCGCAACUCACUAUUAUUGUGGCUCGUGCCGCCUCGAGAUCCGCUUUUUGGCGGAAGCCCGAGCGGCCGCUGCCGCCCCGCCGCGCGCUGCUCCCGCUGCC
Prorocentrum cordatum is the source of this 1266-nucleotide messenger RNA. Lineage: Eukaryota; Dinophyceae; Prorocentrales; Prorocentraceae. The record is from the annotation of a GenBank genome assembly.